GGCGGCCUCGCUUCUACUUAGGAGGAAUCGGCAGUCGGCAGAGAUGGAUGUGCUGUGGAGAAUGGGACAAGCCGAGGCUAUACCUCCCAAAACCAUCUGGCCAAUCAUUCACGUGAGACGGACUCGUGGCCCAUCACGUGGUCUGGAGACCCGAUGACGUAGCCGCUUCCCGAGCCUUCGUUGUUUCUCUUGCACUCUUGCACUCCUGCACUUUCACGAGAGCUCCCUCUCACCCAGCAACCCCUCGCCAACGCUCGGUCCUUCGUCCCAGCAACGUGCCGUCCGAUCCGGCACCGCAAUAUACAAUGAAGAAGACCCUGCUUUUAGUGUUCAUCCAUGGCUUCAAGGGGGAUGAUGAUACGUUUGGCGAGUUUCCAGACCACCUCCGUGUGCUGAUGGCCCGGUCCCUCCCUGCUGUGCAGGUCGCUACGGCAGUCUACCCGAAGUACCAGACUCGAGGCGAGCUAAAAGAGUGCGUGGGUAUGUUCCGGGAAUGGCUGCAGAAUAAAGUCAUCGACUUGGAGGUCGAAAACCGGACGGCUUCACCCACUGUUGAUCCCUCCGUCCAUGUUUUUUUGAUUGGGCACUCCAUGGGCGGGAUAGUCGCCGCAGAGACCCUUCUGCUGCUUGCUUCGGAACAGCCCAUUCCCACGAAAUCCGCCGCAGAUAUCUCGACGGAUCCGACUGCAACUAACUCCCUAGCGGAUUCUGGAACGGCGGUGGGGGCGGGGUCUUUCAUGUUCCCUCAUAUCCAGGGUAUCGUCGCGUUCGAUACCCCUUUUCUGGGCAUCGCUCCCGGCGUGGUAUCGUACGGCGCCGAGGGCCAGUACCGAAAUGUUACCUCCGCUUACACGGCACUAUCGGAAGCGGCUGGCUUGUUUGGGCUGGGAGGUGGCAGUUCCUCACACAAGUCAGCGUCUAGCGGUCAGGGAAACGAUUCCAAUAAGCAGCUGCCCCCUUCGGCUCCUAGCACCUCCUCGGCCACGGACGCCGCCGCGACGCCGUCCUGGCAGCGGUGGGGCCGAUAUGCCAUGUUUGCAGGAGCAGCAGGGGCCUUGGCCGCUGGCGGAGCGGCCGCGAUGUACUCCCAGCGUGAUAGGUUGACGGACGGAUUGGGCUGGGUGUCAUCCCAUUUGGCAUUCGUUGGCUGUCUAGCCCGUGCUCCGGAGUUGCGGCAGCGUCUCGCGCUCUUAUCCGAGGCACAACAGGAGCGAGGGGUUGGCUGCACCAAUUUCUAUACGUGCUUGGGCCAAGGCGCAAGUUCUCUGGUCGAGAACAACAAAUCCGGGACUUCAUCGUUUAGCCAGAAGAUUAUACGGUCCAAAAACCGCACAUUUUGCUCGCUUCCCGCGGAAGUGGAAUCGGGAGCCUCGCAUCGAGACAUUCGAUGGGUCAGGGCGGUGAACGAUAAAGCUGCAGAUGAAAUCAAAGCGCACGUUAGCAUGUUCUUGCUAAAGGAGAACCCGGCGUUCUAUUCACUCGUUACUGAUGCAUGCCAGCUGCUGGUGGAGUCGGUGGACAAGGGCUGGUACGCUACGGCGACGGGGCCAAUCGAGGAAGUAAACGAGGACAUGCAGCCGCAGGCCGAGGCUGUCCGCGCCGAGGGCCAGACCGAUAGUGGGUUCAUGGACGGUGAGGACGUCGUGGUCGUGGAAUGAUCUCGUUCCAGCACCAAACAACGCAGCUCACCAAUCAGAAAUCCAACCUGCCGAACAUAUCUAAUUCCCAUUACCAUCAGUACUGACAAGCUGCACGAUCUCCGAUCAAAAACAGUCCAGUCUCCCACUAUCCCUCACCACCCACUCCCCUCAGCCUUCCAGAAAGAAGAAAGAGAGGGGGGGGGGUGUUUCAGAGCACGAAAUUCUGCACCCAUCUGCAGAUUAUCCCGCGUAAUCCGAUAU
This is a messenger RNA of Aspergillus heteromorphus CBS 117.55, 1901 nucleotides long. RefSeq lists its product as uncharacterized. The coding region runs from base 306 to 1658 and encodes 450 amino acids. Lineage: Eukaryota; Fungi; Ascomycota; Eurotiomycetes; Eurotiales; Aspergillaceae. The record is from RefSeq and is a predicted model, not a curated record. The transcript has 3 exons.